AUGCAUUACCUGCACUCCGCUUCGCUGAUCGCACCGCUGCUGGCAGCUACUAAGGUGGCUGCACAUGGCCAUGUCACUAACGUGGUCGUCAAUGGAGUCUACUAUCAAGGAUUCGACAUUGGGAGCUUCCCGUACAUGGCCGACCCUCCAAAGGUAGCGGCUUGGACCACGCCCAAUACGGGCAACGGCUUCAUCUCGCCAGAGCAAUAUGGAUCUGCCGAUAUCAUCUGCCACGAGAACGCUACCAACGCGCAAGCCCACAUCCCUAUCAAGGCCGGAGACCGCAUCAACCUCCAAUGGACGGCAUGGCCUGAGUCUCACCACGGCCCUGUCAUCGACUAUCUGGCUCGCUGCGACGGCAGCUGCUCCACCGUCGACAAAACGAGCCUCGAGUUCUUCAAAAUCGACGGUGUCGGCCUCGUUGACGAUUCGGAUGUCCCUGGCGUCUGGGGCGAUGACCAGCUCAUCAAGAACAACAACAGCUGGAUGGUCGAGAUUCCCAAGUCCAUUGCGCCAGGAAACUACGUGCUCCGGCACGAGUUGAUUGCCCUACACAGUGCACAGACAGAGGGCGGCGCGCAGAACUAUCCCCAGUGCUUCAAUCUUCAGGUCACCGGCUCCGGGACGGAUCAGCCAUCCGGUGUUGUCGGAACCAAGCUGUACUCCGAAUCUGGUCCCGGCAUUGUGGUCAACAUCUACUCCUCUCUUUCUUCCUAUACCGUGCCCGGUCCAACCAUGUACAGCGGCGCCGCCUCCAUCACUCAGACCUCGUCGGCGGUAACCUCGACUGGCACCGCCGUGACCGGGACGGGAGGCGCAAGCCAGGCUGCCGUGGCUGUUCCUACGUCGGAGGUGACGACACUGCCGGUCCAAGUCCCCACGACCUUGAUGACGAGCGCCGCCACCCCAGUGUCAUCCUCUGCGAUCCCAUCCUCGUCGUCGAUCGUGCCUUCCACGUCCCCUACUUCGUCUCCUUCCGCGGGUACAUAUGGCACGCAGAAGCUGUAUGGACAAUGCGGUGGUGAAGGAUGGGUUGGUCCCACUGCCUGUGGACAGGGUGCCACUUGCCGUGCUUAUAACCGGUACUAUCACCAGUGUGUCUCUUCCACGAAUUAG
Molecule: messenger RNA, 1116 nt
Organism: Aspergillus terreus NIH2624
Lineage: Eukaryota; Fungi; Ascomycota; Eurotiomycetes; Eurotiales; Aspergillaceae
Exons: 1
Coding region: 1-1116 (371 amino acids)
Biological process (GO): carbohydrate metabolic process
Cellular component (GO): extracellular region
Molecular function (GO): cellulose binding
Source: RefSeq, a predicted model, not a curated record